Messenger RNA from Soboliphyme baturini, 668 nucleotides. Lineage: Eukaryota; Metazoa; Nematoda; Enoplea; Dioctophymatida; Soboliphymatidae. The record is from the annotation of a GenBank genome assembly.
AUGGAAAAAGCGAAGGGCACUCCAAAAGCGGUUUACAACUGGUCCUAUGUUCAAUGUGUCAGUUUGUGGUGUUCCGUUUUAGCGUCGCUACAUGAAAAUGCCAUGUUAAAUUCGCUCAUCUAUCCAUUGGUGCAGGUGGCCAUCGGUUGCAUAAGACUCAGACCAACUGCCAAGUUCUUUCCUUUGCGUUUUCAUAUCCUGCGAAGUCUGAUAUUGUUGGAGCGUCAGUUGGAUAUUUACAUACCUGUUUUACCACUCAUUUACGAGGUUUUUCGCACCGUGGAUUUCAACCAGAAACCUCGUACUGUGAAGCCGAGGCCGAUAGACUUCAGCUGUCAGCUGAGACUUUCAUCGUCGCACAUCGUCGAAAGCAGCUUCAGAACCGCCUCCAUUAAUUACGUGACGGAGCUGAUUACUGAAUACGCGUACAACCACUGUUGUGCUGCUUCUUUUCCGGAACUAGUGCUUUUCUGCAUUCUGCAGGUACGCUACAUUAUGGUUAUGCAAAAUUAUGUUGUUUUACAUAUCCCUCUUAUCGAAACAAUGUUUGCGUCGUAUAAGCAGGUGUUUAGCUCUACGUUGAAAACGUUUCCUUAUAAACAAUCACAACAAAAGAAAUUAUCUUUUUACUGGUCAUAUUAUCUCUCCAUAACCAAAAUGGCUUGACU